AUGACAUUGCCAAGGUUCAUCGUUCUCAAAACCCUCCGUGCCCCAACAUACCUCGGCUACAAACACGACAAUGGCAACUUCAAUGGCUAUGCCGAGUUCACCGAACUCAAGGUUGUGAGCGCAAAUGCGAAAUUCGAAGUGGAGUUCGCUAAAGAUGGGCUGGUGCAUAUAAGGAGCUGUACCAACAACAAAUAUUUGGAACGAACUCAUAAUCUUUCCAUCACCAAAAGACCAAAUGAGGAGUAUUGGAUUACUAUAACCGCCGAUAAGCCGGAAGAAGACCGAUCUAAGGAGUCAUGCACAUUGUUCAAGGCUAUCAUGGAAGACUCCGUAAAUAAAAAUUAUCGAUUUGUCCAUGUUCAAUCUGGACACUAUUUAUGCUUAUGGUCAUUGGAUACAUCAGAACUCGGUCGUGGCGUGUUGGCAAACCACAAUCAAGUUGCGGCUAAUCGCGAUCAUAUCUUCAAAGUUAUUGAUUGGGAGACGUUGGUGAUUCUGCCCCGCUACGUUGCUUUCAAAGGAAACAAUAAUAGGUUCCUUCGUCUUACAGAAGUUGAGGGUCAAUCGUCAUUAGAAUUCUCGAGUAAGGAUGUUGGUGGUCACUCUGUGACAAUGAAGGUUUUCUAUAUGAAGAAUGGUGACAUCCGGAUCAAGCUGGUUUCUUCCGAUAUGUUCUGGAGGAGUAGACAGAAUAAUAUUCAGGCAGAUUCUGAUGACAGUGUAGGUAACGAUAAGGACACUCAUUUUCGUGCCUUCAAAGUCGACAGCAAGACCAUAGCUCUGCUCAACGUCGGCAACGAAAAGUUCUGCAACUGCGAGCGCGACAUAACCAGGGUAAUGACCGAUUUCCUUGCUGCAACCGACACUUCUAUUACUAAAGAAGCCUACCUACGUGUUAUAGAGCCUGUGUUGUCAAGGACGAUUUAUAAUGUCCGAUACGACACAGAAAAUGCUCGGGUCUAUAACGAAAAGGUCCUUGUUGUGGCCCAGAAUUCCGCCACUAACCGUACCACCCAAGCCAACACACUCGAUGUGAAACUUUCCUAUAGUGAGACCAAUACCAGUACUUGGCUAGCUCCUUUUACACUAGAUCUCGAAACCAAAGCUACAUUCCAAGUCGGGGUUCCAUUCAUCGGUGAAACGGGUGUCGAAAUAUCUCUCAAAUACGAAACAGGAAUCGAGUGGGGAAAGACCAAGACGACGACCACCGACAUGGAAGUUACGCUCCAAGUUAGUGUGCCGCCCAUGACUAAGGUGACGGUGUAUCUUAAGAUGACUAAUGGCACGUGCGAUGUUCCCUUCGUGUUCACUCAAAAAGAUACUCUUUAUAAUGGGACUUUCGCUACUACUAAUGUCCUAGGUAACACUUUCACCGGUACUAAUUAUUACAACAUCCAAUAUGAUAGCAAAGAAGAACCCCUCACCUCUAAACCCCCCAACUCUAGAAAUUGUGAAAUAAUUUAA
This is a messenger RNA of Gossypium arboreum, 1464 nucleotides long. RefSeq lists its product as uncharacterized. The transcript has a single exon. Bases 1 to 1464 code for a protein of 487 amino acids. The record is from RefSeq and is a predicted model, not a curated record. Gene Ontology annotation, cellular component: extracellular region. Lineage: Eukaryota; Viridiplantae; Streptophyta; Magnoliopsida; Malvales; Malvaceae.